AUGACCAAGGAACGGACGGAGGGGGCCACGACCAAGGGAACGGACGGAGGCCACGACCAAAGGAACAGGACGGAGGGGGCCACGACCAAGGGAACGGACGGAGGGCCACGACCAAGGAACAGGACGGAGGCCACGACCAAAGGAACGGACGGAGGGGCCACGACCAAGGGAACGGACGGAAGGGGCCACACCGAGGAACGGACGGAGGGGCCACGACCAAAGGAACGGGACGGAGGGGCCACGACCAAGGGAACGGGACGGAGGGGCCACGACCAAGGAACAGGACGGAGGGGGCCACGACCAAGGAACGGACGGAGAGGGCCACGACCAAGGGAACGGACGGGAGGGGCCACGACCAAGGGAACAGGACGGAGGGGCCACGACCAAGGAACGGGACGGAGGGCCACGACCAAGGAACGGACAGGAGGGGGCCACGACCAAGGAACGGACGGAGGGGCCACGACCAAGGAACGGGACGGAGGGGGCCACACCAAGGAACAGGACGGAGGGGGCCACGACCAAGGGAACGGACGGGAGGCCAACCAAGGAACGGACGGAGAGGGCCACGACCAAGGGCACGGACGGAGGGGCCACGACCAAGGGAACAGGACGGGAGAGGGCCACGAGAUACAGAUUAUAAAACCACUUUGA
This is a messenger RNA of Homarus americanus (American lobster), 651 nucleotides long. RefSeq names its product S-antigen protein-like. The coding region runs from base 1 to 651 and encodes 216 amino acids. The record is from RefSeq and is a predicted model, not a curated record. NCBI's taxonomy places the organism in Eukaryota, Metazoa, Arthropoda, Malacostraca, Decapoda, Nephropidae. The transcript has a single exon.